Molecule: messenger RNA, 10828 nt
Organism: Porites evermanni
Lineage: Eukaryota; Metazoa; Cnidaria; Anthozoa; Scleractinia; Poritidae
Source: the annotation of a GenBank genome assembly
AUGGGGUUCCUGUCCGGCAUCAUCACGUGGGGACUGGUAAGUAGUGAACGAGUGUUCCCUGGUUAGCCUGUGCCAGGCUCUCAAAUAGUAGGAACGUCGCGAGAAUAAAACUAUUCAAGCGCAUGCAAGACGCGCGCGAUUUGGGGAAGGGCCCGCUCUAUCUCUCCUCCGCCCCUGAGAGUUUUCUGUAUCAUUUUUUUACUGCGUGACUCUAUAUUACUAUCUUGGAGAUUGGAACAGGCUAUCCCUGGAGACUGCACACUGUCCCCCAGAGAUUAGCUUCCUGUAGCUCUCGGUUAACAAAGGCCUUCGAAGGUCCUCUCCCUAAAAUCCCAGCUGGCUGAGUAAGAGAGGUGGAUUUGCAGCGUGUCAAACUAAAGCUGAGGGAAAACGGGCAACAAAAAACAAGCAACUUGUCAUGCAACAAUGCUGCAAACGAAUUGAAUAACGAUGUUGCGCUUUUUACCACCCAUAACAAACCUGUCUUACAACAAAUCAGGUUGUUAACAGGUUUGAACUGGGUGAUAAAACGCACAACAUCGCUUUUCAACUUGUUCUGCAGCAAUGUUGCCAAACAAGUUACACGUUUUUGCUGCCCGUUUUACCGAAGCUUAAGCACGCGUUGUUCUUAUUAUUUAGCGACAAUUUAUUCUUUUAAACUGGACACGCAAUUCACAUCAGGAACGGAUAAGUUCUCAUUACAAAAUCCCUUUAAUCCUUUUAAGUUACUUCGUAAUUAUAAGUUUCAAUUGAUCGCUUUGUUACGGAGUCACUCGAUAAACAACCAACAAAUGGUGGCUCUAGCACCGGUAAAGCAACCAAAACUACUUUAAAAUCACCAUGAUGCGUUAUGUUUUAGCGCACGAGGUACAAUUCUGACGAAUUUUCCAGGUCGUUAAUUAAAGCGGGGGGGAGAUGGUGGGCAUUUGUUACCAUGACAACCGUGGGGUGAGUUCAAUGCUUUAUUAUCUCGUUAUCAAACAAACAGUUACUGGUCGAAGAAUGAAAAAGAUUUUUGUAUGUAAGUCUGAAGCGUGUGCCAGAAAGAGGUUUAUAAGGUAGUGACCGAACCUUUAAACCCUAACCAACCAAGGAACCCACCGAAUUGUUAGGUUUUUGCAGCAUAAAGCAACUCCAUGCUAGUUAACUACCGGAAAUUCCAAAGAAUCAAGUUACGUUUCUCAAAGAUGAAAUGAUUCCUCCUACCGGCACUGGAUUAACCACAAAAUUAUGUUAGAUUUCUUAAGCAUGGAACAUCCUGAGUUCAUCACAGGGUUAAGAUAUAGUAGAACGGGCAACAAAAACGGGGACAUUGUUUUGCAACAUUGCUGCAAAACAUGUCGCGUUUUACCACCCACGUUCAAACCUUCCUUGCAACAAAUUAGGUCCGUUGCAGGUUGCGAAAAGGUGUUGCAGAAAGUAGAGGGUAGUUCUAAUUUUGAAACAAUUUCUGCAACCUAAGACAGGUUUUAUUCGUGGAUAGUAAAACGCGCAACAUCGCUUUUCAACUCGUUUUGCAGUAAUGUCUAAGACUCUGUAGUUUAACUGAGGCAGAGAGGUUUAAUCUCAAGUGUUGAGCCAGGAAAAAAGGUGACCUUUUUCCAGUGACUGGACGAGUGAACGCGCCUACUCUCAUCGUUGCAUUCCAGGAAAAAAGCUUUCGUCAACUUAGAAAACUUUGUAAAUAUUCGGCCUCAUGGGCUAUUAAGUCAGAUUUUGCAUGAUUUUUUUGUAUUACUUUCAUCAUCAUCAUCGGUCGACAGAAGAGCCGUCGACUGUGACCCGUCUCCAAUUGGCUCGGUCUUAGGCAGUGCGCACGAUGUCAUCCUCUGAGAAAUGCUUAUUGGUAUUCGAUCCAUUCCUGGACUCAGAUGGAAAAGGACUUAUGUUCUCGGUCUUCCUGGGAUCUUCUCCCUUAGGAGGGUUCAUACACCGCGUAGAUGUUAGCGGGUUCAUCCUGUGGCCGAGGAACUUGAGCUGACGUAAGAUGGCCGUCGAUAGCAAAAGGCUAGUGCAAGUGAGAUCGUAGAUUCUUUCAUUUGAGACUUUGUCAAGACGUUUGAUGUUCAACAUGAUUCUAUAACGUGAGUUGACAAAAGCGUUUGGUUUCUCACCCAUGUCUUUGGUGAUUACCUACGUUUUGCAGCGAUACAGUAGAACGGGAAGACCAUUUUGUUCUAAAGAGGCGCAUUUUCCGAUCCAAAGGUAGCUAAAGGCAUUGUCUGCGAAUAGCAGAUCUUGUCAAGACUCCAGAAAGCAGACCACGCGCGCGAGAAGGUAUUACUUUAAAACCCUAAAAACACAUUGGAAUCACAGAAAACCCUGCGUUAAUGGUUCAGUCUGACAGACCGUCAUACCCUUAAGCAACAACUUUUAUUUGUUUCUCUUAGAUUGCAGCAGUUGCAAAUUCCAGCGAGUACAGAUUAGGACUCAACAAGAACGCGAAAAUGCAAGGCAAGUGUCAAAACACCUUUGCAUGAUAAUUUUUGAAAAGAAACCUGCGAAGGAGUAAUGACGAAAGACAGAUUUCUUGAUUUCUGUCAACUUAGGUGACCACUCGUUCGCACUGAUCAUAUUUGGUGCACUGAUUACGUGAUCAAUACGGCGUUAUUAGGCUUAAUAUUUUAGUAUUCCUUAAUCGGCCUCGUUCCCAGUGGUCCUGGGCGAUUUCGGCUAUGACGUCACUUCGGGAAAAUGCGCCGACAACGAAUCGCGCUAGAUUCGAAGCUUCUUCUACUCACUCGGAUGGCGCGAACUGACCUUGGGACGAGGCUGUUGCUCAACGUCAUACACCUGGGUAACAUCAGAAAAGGCAGGGGAACAUGACGGGACAUGCGUAACAUGUCUCUGCACGUCCUCGCAUAAUGUCUCUAAUACAUGUCCUAGUAACAUGUUCCCUUGUCUGCAUUGAAUGGAACACGCACCGAUCCUUAACACAGUCGACCACUGAAGAGUAAACUACCUGCAUGUUCCCUUGUCUGCAUUGAAUGGGUCACGCACCGAUCCUUAACACAGUCGACCACUGAAGAGUAAACUACCCGUAUGUUGCCGCAUGAGAGCGAGGAUCGAAAUUAGCCAAUCACUAAUAACCACAGAUAUCCAGGCCGUAGCAAGUGUGGGGUAGUCAGAAGGACUUCAGUGGAGAGCAAAAGUUUUGGAAAAAAAAUUAGGCAAGAUGUCAUAUCAUAAAUAUUGUUUUCAUACAACAUUCAGUUUCCUUGAUGAAAAUUUUCGUCCUGCAAUAGCUUUGAUGGCGCCGUUACUAAUCCUGUGUAGCCAAUCGACACCAUCGCCUGAUGAAGGCGCAGUUUAUUUGGAGAGAAGUUGUCGCGAGAAAAAGGGUCACUCUCCCAGCCUAGUCAGCUUUAACCCUUUACACCCUAAGAUCACCAUUUGAAUUUUCAUUUGUUGCCCCUAUUCAUUUCCUACAGAAGUGGUUGGGAGAAGAUGAUAAAAUAUCAAGCAAAUUCAUCUUGUGUGAUCACGUCCGUAAUUCUCAUGACCACUCUGUUUAUCAAAGCAUUGAUAUUACAAGGAGAAAGUUGAUGCUGGUCACUCUUAGUCCUUAAAGGGUUAAUGAGCGUUUAUAUAUAUAAAAAAAUCACCUCUUUGUCCGAGCAAAGAGCUUCAACAAAGAGCUUACAUCUGUCCUUGCGCAUGCUCUCAUUGUCACGCCUUGACCGAAUUGACACGGCUGGGCGGGGCCUAUGUGUCAUCGAUAACAAGUGACCCUCCUGGGAGGAGCACCCUUCUAGCUGAUCCAACUUGUUGUUUCUCAUGUAAACGGUUCGCCACGUUUUGUAUCGAAACGUUGGCUCGUCCAGCGUAGCUCGGGUAGGCGAGUGAGCCGUCUACCUGAGACAAGUUUUCUCCAUUUAAACGGGGGCUUAGCAAUAAAACUCAAAGAUCAAACUACGAUGAAUAACAUAUCUUUCAUUAAACUGAUUUUUUUUUUCAGGUAGCAUAGACUUGGUGUCUACUGCGGGCCUGCUGACACAGCGACAAUUCAAAGGGGUUCUAAUGGAGACGUACGUCACUGGAGAAAUGAAAGAAUUCUCUAGCGAAGAGCUGCGAGUAAACAAAACCAUCGAUCAAAACUCAUACUAUGGGGUUGUAUUGGGAGAUGGACGAUUGUCAGAAAAGACCUUUCAGAACUGCUUCGAGGACUACUUUCUUUCAAACCAAGCUGAAAUCUUCGAAAUAGUAAAAGCGAAUGCUAAGCCAAUAGAGGUAAGUUUGUUCGGAAAUCUUUUAAUUCCGCUAUGUUUUGGUUAAUGAGUCAAACUUCAUUGACAUUUUGAUUUCUUCAAGUAUUAGACUUUACAAAAUGCUAAGGUCAACACUCACAUGGAUUUUUCACUCUAAAAGAUAAUUAACAAUUGCGUUCACAAAUUUGUCAAAAGAGCAAACUUCACUCACAUGGAACAUCACAUUAGACACUCACUAUGGACUGAUACUACUGGGUUUACACAUCAGUUACCAUCAACACUCUUUUUAAGGACCAAACCCGCAUGGAAGAUCACACCAGACGAGUUACUGAUUUUACUGGGUUUACAAAUUAGUCACCAACACGAACCUUUUAACCGAAUACACUCACAUAAAAGAUCACAAUAAGACAAACUACUCAUGAUACUUUAUUCAUCCAUCAACAAAACUUCUUUUAGCGAACGAUUUCACUAGACAAACUACAUUCUCGUCCCAAGAGCCAGUCAGUUUAAUUUAUAACGAACGAGACCACGUGACCAAAAUAAACGAAGGGGUCUAGGGACGAGAAUAGACCAACUACAUUUUCGUUCCCAGAGCCAAACAGCUUAGCGAUCGAAAUCAUGUGACCAAACAAACGACGGGGUCUGGGAAAGAUAAUGGACAAACUAGUAAUGUCAUUGACUUUCAAUAAAUGUAUUAUUUCGUUUUUCUUAUCGUUCGUAGGAGCCGUCAGAGAGUGCAGCCGUUGAGCGCUCAUCCAGCUUAUUUGAGGCCAAUUCUUCCCUGUUCCAGAACUCCAUUUUCACCUGCAUUGGCUUGCUGCUGUUUUUUGUCGGCUUUUGACAUUAUCUGGGACUACGACUACAUGAGACAUUGGAAGUAAAAGACAGAGAUGGGUAAGACGAAAGGCUUAGGUCAAGUUCACAUUUCAAUACUCCCCUGGACGGUGCCCAAGUGGGGUACUCAAUGGGCACUAAUGUGAACACACCCUUUUUCAAGUACCCUCGCCAGAAUACCACUAUAUGUCAUUUCUUUCACAACCUCUCAAGUCUGCUUCCUCCUCAGACGCUUCAUUUUUCGCACAGAGGAGAGCGCGAAACGCGUGUGACACGCGAGUGAUUGGUGACGAAGAACAAGGCCCGUUGUCCCCUUCCCGCCUUCCUUUGCGCACACGAGGAGGCUUUAAAGUCAUAAUGGCCCUUAUGUGUGUUUACGUCAGCCGAGCAAAUGUCACCACCAAGGCUUGUUGUGACCAAAUUCUUUGCAUUUGCAACUCGGCAAUAGAGGUGGGGUUAACACCCAUUUUUGGAGCAUUAUUACGUACUAUGUAGAAGACUUUUUGAUAACAUUGUCAGUAAUCUAAACCUUAAAUUGAAGGCGCUCCAUCCACCAGACUAUGACAACUCACGCUAUAACCUAAGACGACAGCACCUUUUUAAUAUGCCAAAGCUUUGCACGAACAGAACAAGUAAUACUUUUAUAUAUGCGAUGUCGAAACAGUCCGGGCUGUAGUUUUAUCCCACUUAUAUUCAUGCUUUAUAUUUUAACAUAUUUCAAUAUAAAUAUGUUAUAUAGAGUUUUUAAUACUAUCUUAAAAAUCAGUUUUUGACUUAUUAUCUAGGAUUCAUUUGUAAUUUUCAAGUAUUGUUAAGUUUUUGUAAAUAAUUGCGUAAUUCAGCCUUUGGUUGCGAUGUAGUUUUAAUAAACUAUCUAUCUAUCUAUCUAUCUAUCUAUCUAUCUAUCUAUCUAUCUAUCUAUCUAUCUUUGUACAUGAGAAUUCUUUUCAAAACAACUAUCGUGAAAAUUCAUAUAUGUAACAUUUGUAGAAAACCUUAAUUUAAUAACUGACCCUAAAUGCAACAAAAUCUUAAAUACAAUAAAAUUUCACCCUAAAUGUAAUAAAGUAUUAAAUGUAAUAGCGUUUGGAGUUACAUUUGAACUUUUAAGCGUGACCACAUUCGACCUUAAAUGGUAUGACCGCUGGCGUCAUGCUAACGUCAUCAAUGACGUAAGUAACGCGUCAUAAACCAUCUAAGUAGUUAGGAAAAUGGCCACGUGAUCCUUCGCGCCAACUGUCACGAAAAUGAGUCACGCCCCCGUCAACCUCAAGACCAACUGAUUACAACACCUACGUGACCAAUGAAAACAUCAAUCACGUGUCUUCUCAUUUAUGGUAAAUUUACCUUCUUUUUUCCCCCUUACGUACAACUUUCUUUGCCGGCAAGGGCCUAUUAGUCACUCCAGAAUAGUUUUUUUUGACUCCUAAAAGUGACAUUAGACAGAUUACGGAAUGAAAAUUCGACGGCGUUGACGAAGGUGAUCGCAGAUCUGAAAAGAGCUUGACCGAUGGCAAGAUUUUUACCCUGUUCCAGGCGUUCAGAUAGUAGAGCGCGGGAGAAAAAUUCACGAAGAAAACCCUCCAUGUCCCCCCUCCCGUUUUCCCGGUGUACAAUUUAACUCGCUCCCCACUGACCGCCGCGGAACAGGCUACAAGAUUUUCGAAACGAGGCUUGGCGGUAAAAUUUGCUAGUUUGACGUAACCAUGCAUAAUUUAGAAAUGAGAAUGCAGCUAAGUCGAGUUAACCUUAGCAAAGACUUCUGGGACUGUUACCGGAGUGGCCAAUAGCUACGAUCCCAGAAGUGUUAGCAAAAGUAAACUCGGCUUUGUUUUCUUUUAGCCAAUUCCAGACGUUCAAAACGCUUUUCCUUCUCGUUUAUAAAGAGGCGAAUUCUGUGUACUACUCCUACCUCCCCGGCUUUUUUCUCCAUUUAUGCCAUCAGAACACUAUAGCUUGGCUUUGUUGUCAUUGCAGAAGUCCUUGCAGAUGAACUGGAACUUGUCGGUUGGGCCUGGGUACGAAAUGGCCAAAAGGAAUCUGGACAUGAUGGACUCGCUGGUGCAACAAGUUCAGGAGUUUUACGACAACUGGAUGAAGCGACUCGACGAUAUCACAGCUAAACAUGAAGAGGAACAAAGACUACAAGCCAAAAAAGAAAAACUAGAAACUUUUCAUUAUGACUGGAUGUAUUGCUGGUAUUGUGUACUCCGUGAGUCACACUUUAUUCCAUAUACACCGUAAAUAAUGCCAAAAACAAGGAAGCGGGAAACUUUCCUUUGCUGGCUUAUUCAAGAGUAAAUUGUCGCUCAAGAGUCGGAAGGAAGUCCCUGUUCGUACGUUAAUCGGUAGUUGACGAUAAUGGCAGAUUAUGGAUGAAAGUGAUCAUUGUUACUUUUUUGAAUGCAGUAGCGGCUGUAGAUGUGGCAGGUACAGAACACAGGUCACAGGUCACAAGUGCAGGACGCUGCUCUAUUGAUUAAUAACGGAGGUAGGCAGUUUUCCUUUAAGCUAAAAGUCUAUUUCAGGUUUUGAUUAGAGCUAGGAGACACUUUAAGCGUUGUUUAUUUACCGUAGCAUGGUGACCUCUACUCGAACCCGGCUGCGCUUGUGACCUGUGAUCUGUGUUUGUACCUGCCGCUGUAGAUGUCCUCACAGCAAGCAACAAUGACGUUAAAACUUCACGAAACUCGAACCGUGCAUUUCGCACGACCAUUAAAUCAUUAUUUCGUUUUGAGAGAAAAAACAAACCCGACCGCUUUUAGUCGUAUUAGCAACUUUUUUCUUUUUUUUUUACCCUCUGAAAUACCACGUGACAUUGCUGUUAUCUCAUCAGUCCUAAAGGACGUGCAAAAAAGACGGGUAUGGUGAUGAAAUUGUGAAUAAGGUCUGUUUUUACGAAAUAAAACCGCCUCUAGCUAAUUGUCGCUAUGGUAGUUGGAAAAAUGAAUUAGUGUGCCUAUUUUCAGUUUGACGUUUCCAUUACCUACUGGUAUUUUUUAUUACUUCAGUCUGUAAAUACACAUCUUAUAUUGCUCAUUAAUUAAAUGAAAGUGCUUUCUAAUAUAUGCCUGUUUUAUGAGAAAAUACGACUAUAGUCAACAGAACGUUUCUUUAUCUACAUCCUCUCCAGAUCUAGUACUCUCACUUCCUUGUAUUACAGCUCAGCUUCCGGUGCCAAGCCGCAGUAAUAGGGACCUCAAGAUCCGACGACCGCAACGGCAACGAGAACGUCAAAAAGCAAUCGGUUUAAUAACCAAAACAACAAUUUUGCACGUGUAUCACGCUUUUUUGUACACUUCUUUGCCGUCGCUGCACGACUACGACGUGAAACUGCCUUAAUUUUGGUCAGGUAGCAGCUGCUCUAAAGAGAAGUCACCAAUGGUGCCUAACUCUGACCCCAAACAAUACUGAAACAAUUGAAAGAAUGACAUGUCAUUGUUUUCUGCGACCAAUCAGGAGAGACCUUACGAGCAGCUCCUACACAACUGCUAAUUUCACGUUUUACAGAGGAAGUACACAAGCGAUGACGAAAUUUCCUUCUCUUUCUGAACUUCGAUAUGGUUCUUAGGAAUUCAACUUUCGGCGGUUCACCUACAUUUGACAAAGUUAGUGACUUGGAGUAAUCGCGAUGAAGAUUGAAAGAACGCGAAUAUUUUCAACGACGUUUUCGCUGCCGUUGCCGUCCUCGGAUCUCAAGGUCCCCAAUGGCGGAGAGAAGGGAAAAACCCUUCAAUAUUUGUCAGAAAGUAGUGAUAAGGAAAACGAGAUGCGGAUAUAUAUGAAAGAAAAGUACGUUCUGGAAACUGGGAGAACUCUCCUAACUCAAUUUCUUGCUUUGUACUCUUUUUACACCUACGUAGUUGUCAAACCUUUAGGGAUGAACGUCAUCAUAUUUCCCUUAAUUUUUAUUCCAAAAUCACGUCCCUGUGUCCUUCAUACCAAUCUAAAUAACAAUAGCACUCCGGUAAUUACCAUAAUCGGAGUCCCAUUCACAGUCCUCACAUUCGGAGUCUUUAGGAAGUUUAAGCAGCGACGUUUUUGAGCGACGAACGUCAACCGGAAGUGAGCCUUUUUCUCCUUUAAUAUGCCUUGGCGCUACCAAAUUUGUAUUGCUAAGUGUGUUUACUCUUAAAGAGACAAUUUGUCCCAAAAUUUGUUCAAAAUCACGACUCAAGAGUGCAAAGGUCCACUACCGGUUGACUUGCAUCGCUCAAAAAUGUCGCUGCUUAAGGUUCUCCUGAAAAUAAUGACAGAAAAUGGAAUUUAUUCACCUCCCAUGAAGGUAAUUUCCAACACCAUUUUGUUUGUUUAUUCUUUGCGGGGCGCCCUCAUCAACAUUGCGCGCGGGUAUCACACGCGAUGGCGCAAUUAUUUCGAUGGAACCAAUCCCAUAACUGGAAAAAUCAGAAGGUAUCCAGUUGCGUUCUCCUACCCCGAUUGUAGCUAACAUAUCAGAAAUUGGCACACGUAGACAAACCCACAGCCUGGCCAGUACCUAACGCAUGCGCACAGCCAUAUCGCCCAAGUGUUGGUAGUCUGCAAAGACUGCUGUCUUAGCCAUUUCACAGACUCUCUAUUUUCUCCUCAAAGUCCGUCGAGCGCGCGCGAUAAAAAACAGAAACCGCGGGGGAUUUACUGACCGCCAGCGCAAGGGGGUAGGGGUGGGGGAGAAAAAAAAAAAGCGAACUCGCUGAUGUUUUCGAAAAGAACGAAAAAAAAAAUAAAAUAAAUAACAACGUCUCUGUACAGGCUACCGCUGUCUCGAUCAAAGGGCGACCUUAUUAGGGCUCAUCAGCAUGGUAUAGCCCGGUCUAACCUAUGAACCGCGGUUCUAGCUCCUGGAAUCGGGUUGAUACCGUCGUUUCAAUUCAAUGUUAAUGAGAGAUAACCUGCCUAUUUUACUUAAAGGCUCGCAACUGCAAGGGUAGUGAUUACUUUCACAUUUAAGAUUGUGCUUCGAUUCCUGGGCAUGCGCGAACCAUAUUUUGCGCUCACAUAAGCUCAUGUGGGUUUCAGCACUCACAUUCCUCCUUGUUACUCAGUUGAAAUACUCGUCACUGUUAGAAGUAACAUUUACUAUUUAUCUUACUCAUAAAUCGUGAACAAAUGAACAAAUAAUAGGCUUGAAUGUUUAUUUUCCUGACUCCAUUGAGCGCGUUUUACGAUACAGAACGUGUGUAGUAAAUUGGAUCUAAAGUAACAUAAUCAGACUUCUGGAACUCGGAUUUAAGCUUCAGCAGUUCUUUUACUUACUCGUCAACACUUAGCUUUAUGGCAGAAGUCGUGAAAAAUCUGGCACGGAUCUUGUGAGGUACGUUUAAUUAGCUUGACUUAAGCUUAAGUUUAAGGUUCAUGAGCAAGCAAAAUUAUUUUGAUAAUUAAAGGAUAUGAGCUUAUGGUUUCAAUCAUCAAGUAAGUCCAGGGGAUCUGGUACAAAUUGAAGUGAAACCUGAAAUUUGGCAGGUACAGAACACAGGUCACAAGUCACAAGUGCAGGUCAUUGCUCUGUUGGUAAACAACUGAGAUAAGCAGUGUCCCCUUAAGCUAAAACUCUAUUUUGGGUUUUGAUUCCUUGUGGAGAGAGUUUAUAAUGUUGUCAAACUUUGUAUCAGUCGUGGAAUAUGUGUGGAUCGCACAGUGAGGGCAGAAACACAAGUUGGCCUUGGUAGGUAGUUGCAGUGACAUCAUUGAUUGUGAUGUUGAGUUCAGUUGCAUUAAGGUUUGCAAGCAACAUAACUUCCACCGGGUGCAAUGAAAGGCUGAUAUGUUUUUUUCCUCUGUGA